Haemonchus placei is the source of this 204-nucleotide messenger RNA. The record is from the annotation of a GenBank genome assembly. Lineage: Eukaryota; Metazoa; Nematoda; Chromadorea; Rhabditida; Trichostrongylidae.
GAAAGGAACAGGAAGGAGAAGAACAGCGAAGAGUGCGAUGGUUUGCAGACUCACCGAGAGCCAGAUUGCGAACGGAAAAGGAAGGAGAAGUACAGAGUAGUUUGCAGACUGUCAGAAAGCAUGAGUGCGAUGGGAAAAGGAAGGAGAAGAACAGUGAAGAGUACGACAGUUUGCAGACUCACAGAGAGCUCGAGUGCGAAAUGA